Rangifer tarandus platyrhynchus (Svalbard reindeer) is the source of this 954-nucleotide messenger RNA. NCBI's taxonomy places the organism in Eukaryota, Metazoa, Chordata, Mammalia, Artiodactyla, Cervidae. The record is from the annotation of a GenBank genome assembly.
AUGGUUGAGAAGCAGGAUGGGGCAAUUGAGGGGGUUGAGGGGAUAGCCGCUUUAUGCAGUGGCUUUGUUUAUUUUCUAACUGACCUGGCACAGCGUAGGCGGAGGCGAUGCAUGUUUCCUGACAUUGGGCCAGUGAUGUAUGGCCUGACCUUCAAAAUAAGGAACAUCUUCUCUGUGGCCGAUGGAUGCACAGAUUGGUCUGUCGAUAUCAAGAAAUACCAAGUUUUGGUGGGAGAGCCUGUUCGCAUCAAAUGUGCACUCUUUUAUGGUUAUAUCAGAGCCAAUUACUCCCUAGCCCAAAGUGCUGGACUCAGUUUGAUGUGGUACAAAAGCUCUGGUCCUGGAGACUUUGAAGAGCCAAUAGCCUUUGAUGGAAGUAGAAUGAGCAAGGAAGAAGACUCCAUUUGGUUCCGACCAACUUUACUGCAGGACAGUGGUCUUUAUGCCUGUGUUAUCAGAAACUCCACUUACUGUAUGAAAGUAUCCAUCUCACUGACAGUAGGUGAAAAUGACACUGGACUCUGCUACAAUUCCAAGAUGAAGUACUUUGAUAAAGCUGAACUUAGCAAAAGCAAGGAAAUUGCCUGCCGUGACAUAGAAGACUUUUUGCUACCAAGCAGAGAACCUGAAAUACUGUGGUAUAAGGAAUGUAGGACAAAAACAUGGAGGCCAAGUAUAGUAUUCAAAAGAGAUACGCUGCUUAUAAGAGAAGUCAGAGAAGAUGACAUUGGAAAUUAUACAUGUGAGUUAAAAUAUGGAGGCUUUGUUGUGAGAAGAACUACUGAACUAACUGUUACAGAGUUCUUGGCUGAGGCCCCCUAUAAUAAAUGGCAGGUUAACAAGAGAAAAACAGACAUGUUUAUUAAAAUGUACAUGUACCUGGAAGAUACCUGGGAAACUUAUUACCUUGCCAAGAUGGCCAAAGGCACCCCCUUAAAUAUCAUCUUUGGCUAA